This is a messenger RNA of Chondrus crispus (carragheen), 195 nucleotides long. RefSeq lists its product as hypothetical. The record is from RefSeq and is a predicted model, not a curated record. The coding region runs from base 1 to 195 and encodes 64 amino acids. The transcript has a single exon. NCBI's taxonomy places the organism in Eukaryota, Rhodophyta, Florideophyceae, Gigartinales, Gigartinaceae.
AUGCUGUACAGAAGGCCGUACCAUCAACUGAAUGCUGCAUCCGUCAUACAUGCAAAGUGGACGAUGUCAGGACAACAUUUAGUAGCAGGCAGUCAUGAAGCCGCCCUGAAACGACAAACACCAAAAAUGUCAACAUGCCCUCCAGUCCGCACGAGCGAAGAAGAACGCGCACGACGAGCAAGUGCUCUGCAGUGA